UUUUCUUCCUAGAAAUCAAAUUUAGUAUUUAAUAAUCUAAUUAUAGGAUCCAAAGUUUGCUACAAAUAUAUAAUACAGACACACAUUUUCUAAAAUAAGGCUAUUGGAUCUCCAUUAUUCUCUCAAAUCCAUGGUUUUUUUUUCCGAAAACAUCUCAUCACUGAAAACAUAUAAAUUCAUCUCAUUGUCCUCUUAGUUUUCUUCAUCUAAAGCUUUUGCAGUAUUCAGAAAAAUAAAUAAAUAAUACAUACUGCUUUAGCUUUGGAACACCUUUAAUCAUUUUUAAAAUGGCACGUCAAUUUGUCGUAUUGGCUCUAUUGGCUUUGGUGGUGGCCACCGCAUUCGCUGCCGACGCACCCUCGGCUGCUCCCACCACCUCCCCUACAAAAGCACCCACCACGCAGACCAAGGCACCGGCUGCUGCACCCAAAUCAUCGUCAGCCUCAGCACCCAAAGCAUCGUCCCCUGUGGCAGAGGAACCAACAGCCGAAGACGAUUACGCAGCAACCAGCCCGAGUGAAUCUGCGGAGGGACCCACAGUCUCCUCCCCACCAGCUCCUACCCCAGAGGUUGUUGAUGGGCCAUCAUCCGAUGCACCCACCCCCGGCCCCGAGGUACUCGACGGCAGCGCCACUAAUGUGAAGCUCUCCAUCGCCGGCACUGUCGCCGCCGUCGGAUUCUUCUUCUUCUCUCUCUAAGUUGAUAAACAACUUUGUUUCAUAUGACUUUGUGUAACUUUUGAGAUGAGACCAAAUCUUUACUAUAUGCGAAUUAUAAUAUCAAAAGAUUAAAGGCACCUAUUAUUAAUUAUACUACUAAUGUUCUUGUAAUAUUUUUGGAUGCGUUAAAUGCUCUUUGUCUACUACGUAA
Messenger RNA from Brassica napus (rape), 870 nucleotides. RefSeq names its product classical arabinogalactan protein 11. The coding region runs from base 288 to 698 and encodes 136 amino acids. Lineage: Eukaryota; Viridiplantae; Streptophyta; Magnoliopsida; Brassicales; Brassicaceae. The record is from RefSeq and is a predicted model, not a curated record. The transcript has a single exon.